Messenger RNA from Symbiodinium necroappetens, 4874 nucleotides. The record is from the annotation of a GenBank genome assembly. Lineage: Eukaryota; Dinophyceae; Suessiales; Symbiodiniaceae.
GUGACGGCGGUGGUGCGCUCGUGGAGAACUUCACACAGGGCCCCAACACCUCUGCCAUCUUCCGCAGCUGCCGGGCAGGAGGCGGCCUCCACGCCAAAGGUGGCUACCAGCAGGAAGCCGGGAGUUCGGUGCUCUUCGAGCACUGCUCGGCAAAAGGUGACGGCGGGGGUGCACACUUGAACCAGACCUUCACGCAGGGCCCCAAUAGCUCUGCCAUCUUUCGCAGCUGCAUGGCGGGACAAGACGGAGGUGGCCUCGAUGCCUCGAACUACCAACAGGAAGCCGGGAGUUCGGUGCUCUUCGAGAACUGCUCGGCGGAGACCCAUCAGAGCGUCUUGGCAGUGGAGGAUAAGAUGAGCUUCGCAGUAUCGGGGCAAACUUUGCUCCUCUGCCUGCUCACUGCCUUCGCGCUUGCAACUCCCUCGUUGGGGCUGGGUCCUCUCCAGAGGUUCUACGUGGUCUUGCGCUGUGCGGGCCUCGACUGUCCGGCCCUCUUCUCUUCCGGGAGCAAUGAGCAACUCUUAAGUUCGAUCGAAGUCCUCGCGGAGGGCCACCAGAAGUUCAUGGCUUUGACUUGGCCGGAAGAAGGAAGAACAGCCCCGGUCCCCGAGGCCCUUGCCAUUCCCGUGAUGAGGCGUCAGGAGGGCCUCCUGUUUUGCAUUCCGUGCGGGUUUUUGUCUCUUGCGACGCUGGACGAAGGCGAAGGUGCCGAGGCUCAGGCUUUGAUGGGCCCCUCUCACCAGUGUACCCUGGCUUUUGGCUCGGUGGACGAGCAAGGAGUCGAGCAAGCCCUAGACCUGGAGCUGGCCGUACUACUAGUGGACUUCGGUGCCGAGGUGGUUCCUCUCUUGAGGGACUUGGGGGAGGACCUUGCCGGGGACAGCAUCUUCCCGUUCGACUUACACCAGCCGGAUGCGUUCCCUUUGAGCGACGACUUGCUUGCAGUCGCAAAGAGAUGGGUGACCGAGGCCGGUGUGGACCGGACAGCCUUCUACUCUGCCCAGGAGGAGCCUCCUCCCGAAGACCCAGGGCCAAUGGGAAAGGCCAAAGCAAAGAAGGCAGCUGCGAAGAGGAAGGUCACGACAUCCGACCUGGCCCAGCAGAUGACACUUUUGACUUCGAUGCUGCCGCAGCUUGCCGAUCAACUUUCAGCGGUCCGGGAGAAGCAAGAGAGCCUCGAAAAACAAGUGCAAUCCGGCUCCAUUGCUGCUGCUCCGAGCCCGGCCAAGCCUGCGCAUCAACAGCCUUUUCUCCCUGCCCAGGGCCCAGGUCUGCCAGUUGCGAAACAUGCUUCGCUUGUUGGCCCACCGCCCCGCACAAAGCCUCAAGAUGCCACUCUCAAUCCGGCCGCCUCGGCGCCCACAAGAUCGCCUGCCGCUGCUCCGGGUGCUGCUGCACAGGUGCCUCAGGAUGCCUUUCAGGAAGCCAUGCUUCAACAGAGCCAGGCUCUUUCGGCUCUUUUGGGUCACCUUGUGAGCCAACAGGACGGGGGACUCGGCGACCUGUCUGCCUCAAGCUCUACGAGCUAUGUGGGAUCGAAAGGGGCGGCUCGCAGGGAAAGGCUUCAGGGCGCACGGGCUGCGAGGUUCGGGGGCUUUGCUGGCCAGCGCGAGACCGGGUACAUCAUGUGGUGGGACUUCGCAUGGUUACUGACAUUGCUGGAAGACAAGAGCGUUCUCUCCUUUGUCACCGGUGGGAUGGACCACCUGCGCGCUUCAGUACUUGAAGGCCUCCUCCUGGACUUCUUCGUCCGGUGUCCUCCCUUGGAUUUGCUUGCCAGGCCUGCUCCGCCUUCAGAGGUCAUCUUCCCAGCGUUCGGUGCCUCGGUCGGUGAGUUUGCUCUUGCUGAUUCUGGCCGCCGCAAUCCCCAAUUAGUUGCACGGCUCAAUGAGCUCACGGCCUUUCUUGCAGCCUCCUCGGCUGCCACGGGGGACGCUUAUGCUGAUCGUUCAGGUACUGUGGUCCCGACGCACAACGAUGCUUUCCCUGGACUUGAGCCCUUUCGGUCCCUGGAUGUCUCUAGACUGCGACUUUCUGGGCGGGGUUCUUGGGACCCCUCGCCACAUCUUCCGGAGGAGCUCUACAUGGCCUUCUCGGAGCCGCGCUCUCUGCUGCAUGGACUUCCCCCUCCUGAGUCUUUUGUUCCAGUGUGGAGCCGUGAAUCUCCUCGCGAGGUUGCCUCCCUGGCUGGCUUGUGGGACACUUUGGGCCUGCUUCGCCUCGCGCCAGCUACUCUGGCUUUGUCUGAGAGCUACCUGCUCGCCAGGGCCUUCAACUGUUACAAAGGCCCCGACAAGGACCGGAUGAUCAUUGACAGAAGGGGCCAAAACUGGGCCGAAUCAAGGUUGUCGGGGCCCAGUCGCUUUAUACCUGUGGGGCCCAUGCUUGGAAUGUUGGAGGUCCGGCCUGCGUGCCAGUCCAUCUUCUGUUCGGCUGCUGAUAGAAAAGAUUUUUAUCAUCAGCUUGGAGUUUCAGCUUCGAAGGCAUCUUCCAAUGCCUUGGAUCCGGCCCUCCCUCGUGCCGCUGUGCGCCGCCUCGACGCCUUUAAGCACCUCCAGCCUUCGCCUUGUGACUCUGGCACGACCGCUUUUGGGGUGACGAAGGAGGCUGCUUCGCCUUCCCAGCGUCGGCCUCUGCUUUUUGAUUCCGACCACUACCUGGUCUGCUUCGGCGCUGUCGCCCAGGGCGACCAUUUGGGAGUGGAGGUGGGGCAGGCCUCCCACGAGGGUUUGCUCAUUUCUGGUGGACUCUUGGAUCCCUCUGAAAGGUUGUGCUCGAAUCGACCCUUCAAAGGCCUCACCGGCGCACAGGGCUUGGUGAUCGACGACUUUUUCUCUGUGAGCGUCAAGGCCAUAUACCUCCGUGAGGGACUCAUGGGGUCGGACGACAAGGACAUCCUAGGGAAGGAGCAUGCCAAGAUAGCUGGCGCUGAGAUCAAUUCAAGUUUGUUUGCCCGCUCCCGUGGAUUGGUCACCGUUGCGGCGCCUGCUGCCAAACGAGCCGCUCUUGCAAUGGUCUCGCUUGAGACGGCCCGACUUUCGCAUGUUACCGACGCCCUUUGGUUGUCAGUUGUGGGGAGCUGGACGUCGGCCGCCUUGUUCAGAAGGCCGCUCAUGUCGGUUCUUGCUUCGGUCUACGAGGUCGCCCCCGCCAGUGCUGUGAAGACAGGCCACCCGGUUCUCUACUCGCUCUCUCGUGCCGCGGCGCAGGAGCUCGUUCUUGUCAGCCUGCUGUCUCCCCUCGCGUCUUGUGACCUCGCAGCGCCUCUCAAGCCAGACAUAUAUGCUACCGAUGCUUCAGAGCUGAAAGGCGGUUACACCGUCGCCCGUGCGGGUGUUGACAUCGUCCGGCCCUUGUGGCGAACUGCUUCGAAGAAGGGUGGCUAUAGCCGUUUGCUUUCUAAAGAGGAGGCGGUUCUUGCCAGGUUUGACGACAGGGAGCCUUUUGAUCUACGGAUGCAGGGCUCCUCGGUUCCCUCAGGACCUCAGCGGCCCCUUGCGUACUUCUUCGACUUUCUUGAGGUCAGCUCCUGUGGCUUGGUUUCCAGCCUCCUCGCUGACAGGGGUCGUGCCGUGGGUCUUUUGAGUGGGUCGUUCACUUACUGCAGCAUGGCAGAGUUAAGAUUGGCCAAGAUCUGGCAAAAUGACCGGGGGCCAAUUGACCCCUCAUUCUGGUACUUCAGUUCCUCGCUUUUGGCCUUGACCCCGCCCCGCUUUCAGCUCCGUGUUGUGGUUGUACUAGCUCUUGCCACUGUGUUUGAUUCUGUACUGCGUCGAGUGUCCCAUGUAAGGUGGCGGGCAGGUGACGAUUGGUGUUGGAAGUCUGCUGCGCACAUCAAUAUCCUCGAGGCUGCUUCCAUCCUGCGUUUGGUGCGUGCUUUGGCCCCUUCGGGCCCCUGCCGUGUCGUCAUCCUUGUCGACUCUGCUGUUGCAUUGCAUUCUUGUGCCAAGGGCCGCAGCCCCUCGCGAGGUCUCACGCCUGUCCUCAGGAAGAUUGCUGCCCUUUGCCUUAUCGCCGGUGUGUUCCCUGCCUUCCACUUCGUGCCUACCAGGCUUAACCCGGGUGGGCCUCGAAUUGGGCUCGUCUGGUCUGCCUUUGCGUCCAGUCGCCUCCUGCCUUUCGGCCUCACCUUGGCUGGCGUGGAUUUUUCAGGCCUUCUGGACCUGGCUCCCUCCAGCACGAAGCUCUUGAACAGGUUCUUGGUUUCCUAUGGAAGGCAGUUAUUUGAAGCAGGUGCUGAUAGCUUCUAUCACUUUGGCUUUGAUGUGGGGCUGGCCGAGGGUGGCAGGUCUGACCUCCUGCUGCCACAAGACGUCUCCAACACCAUCAGCUACGCGCUUAUUUCUAUAAGUCGUUCAGAUGACUUUUGGUCAUUUGUCUCCGGACUGCAAGCUUUGGCCCUCUUCCCCCUCGACUUUGCGUUCAAGGGUCGCUCAGAGCUGGGGGAGCCACCUGGCUUCUUCAAACUUCAGAGGAUUCCGAGCUGGUUCGCAGACGCGGUCGGUGCUUUCUCUGUCAGCACAGCUGCAGUCGGCCUCGACGCCUACAGGCAAAAACUGCCGAGCUUUUACAAGCUGCUACAAUGGGACAACCGCUUACGCAGACGCAGUGCAGAAAAGGUUGCUCUUCAAGGUUGGGGCGGCGGCGGUGCAUCCGUGGAGAACUUCACGCAGGGCCCCAACAGCUCUGCCAUUUUCCGCAGCUGCAGGACGGGACUAGACGGAGGCGGCCCCCACGCCAAAGGCGGCUACCAGCAUGAAGCCGGGAGUUCGGUGCUCUUCGAGCACUGCUCGGCAGAUAGGGACGGAGGCGGUGUUAUCACCGAACGCCUGGAGGGCAACGGCUCAAUGCACUUCAAGGCAUGCCGGGCACAC